This is a messenger RNA of Aureobasidium pullulans EXF-150, 1473 nucleotides long. Its product is annotated as cytochrome P450 monooxygenase. The record is from RefSeq and is a predicted model, not a curated record. The transcript has 2 exons. Gene Ontology annotation, molecular function: oxidoreductase activity, acting on paired donors, with incorporation or reduction of molecular oxygen; heme binding; monooxygenase activity. Bases 1 to 1473 code for a protein of 490 amino acids. NCBI's taxonomy places the organism in Eukaryota, Fungi, Ascomycota, Dothideomycetes, Dothideales, Saccotheciaceae.
AUGCCACAAUUUUCAAUGGCUAGCCUUGUGUGGAUCUAUCUUGCUGUAGGAAUCAUCUACCUCUCCUACAAGAUCGUACGCAGGGCCUUCUUUACACCUUUACGAGGCAUCCCUGGGCCAUGGCAUGCAUCAUUGGUCAAUUGGCGAUUGAAGAUAGCAGUACUCGGUGGUGCUCGAGCAGACUACAUUCAUGCACUCCAUCAAUUAUACGGACCAAUUGUCAGGAUUGCACCCAAUGAAAUCGCCAUCAACGAUCCAGCCAGCUUCAAAGAUAUCCACAAGAUCGGUUCUGGUUUCACCAAGACCAAUUGGUAUGAAUACCUGAACACCAACGGCGUUGGCAAAUGUCCUGGCGUCUUCAACAUAACCAAUCCUAAGGAAUAUGCAGCCAGACGCAAGUUGCUGGCUAGAGGCUUCAGCCAGCGACAUAUUCGUGAACAAUGGGAGAGUGUUGUUCGUGAGAAAGUCGAUCUGGCCGUCGCCCGCAUCAAGUCGAAUGCCACCUCUGGAACAGCCGAUGUUCUCAAGUGGUGGACAUACCUCGCCACAGAUGUGUCUGCUCAUCUCAUGUUCGGCGAGUCUUUUCACAUGCUCGAGAGCGGGAAACGUGUACCUUACAUCGAAGCUUUGGAGAAAGCUACCAUUUGCUCCGCCAUAAGCUGGGAGCUUCCUCUGGUCUACUGGAUAGGUCGCCGGCUACCAUUCCCUGCCAUGAGAGCCAUCUUCUAUGCCAACAGUGUCUUGCUCGAGCAAGGUGGUGUAGCAAUCAAGAACAGCAAAUCUCAGGAAUAUCAGACAUCCAACAUCUUCGCCACUGCCAUCAAUGAAGCAGAAAAGGGUGACGGCACUAUGACCGAUGAGGAAGUCCAGACAGAGGCUGGAAAUUUGAUUGUUGCUGGUUCCGACACCACAGGCAUCACACUUACCUACCUAACAUGGUGCGUUCUGAAACAACCUGCACUCCAGAAAGCUCUCGAGGAAGAGGUCAGCGAGGCUGAUGGACUGCUUACUGAUGCUUCUCUGGAACAACUGCCUAUCCUGAACGCCGUGAUCGAAGAGACACUUCGCCUAUAUGGAGCUGCACCAGCAACCCUACCCAGGCUCACACCCAAGGGUGGCGCUACUUUCAGAGACUACUACAUCCCUGCUGGCACUGUUGUGGGCACUCAGAGCUAUUCUCUCCACAGAGACCCCCAGCUUUUCGCCAACCCCGACAAGUUCGAUCACACACGCUGGUUACCACCAAAUGAACUAUCGCCCUUGGCAAAAGCAGUCUUCUCGCCUUUCGGCGCAGGAUCCAGAGUCUGCAUUGGCAUUCAUCUAGCACGCAUGGAGCUUCGACUUGCUACCGCGAAGUUCUUCCGCGAGUGCAAAGGUGCGAAGUUGGCGCCUUCGACUACCGAUGAGAGUAUGAAGCCUGUCAACUUCUUCCUCAUCACGCCUCAAGCACACAAGUGCGAAAUUAACAUGUAA